Guillardia theta CCMP2712 is the source of this 402-nucleotide messenger RNA. Its product is annotated as Prefoldin protein, subunit 2. The transcript is spliced from 3 exons. Gene Ontology annotation, biological process: protein folding. The record is from RefSeq and is a predicted model, not a curated record. Bases 1 to 402 code for a protein of 133 amino acids. Gene Ontology annotation, cellular component: cytoplasm; prefoldin complex. NCBI's taxonomy places the organism in Eukaryota, Cryptophyceae, Pyrenomonadales, Geminigeraceae. Gene Ontology annotation, molecular function: protein folding chaperone.
AUGGCGGAGGCGGCGGAGGCGGUGGUGCAGCAACUGCAGGAGAUGAAGAACGAAGCGAAUCAGCUGGGAAUGAAGAUCAACGAGCUUGACCAGGAGCGCCACGAGCACAGCUUGGUCGUGGAGACUCUCUCAAAGAUGGAGGGGGAGAGGAAGUGUUACAGGCGAGAUAUCUCAGUCUCCCUCUCCUGCCUCUUCUCAUUCUUCUUAGGAUGUAAAGGAGAACAUGGACAAGGCAAGUUCUUCACUUUCCAUCUUUCUCGUCUCAUCCUCUACGUACAGCUGCAGGCGCUCUGCGAUGAUUUGUACGCCAGGCUGCAGAAAAAGGAGAAGGAGAUGCAGGAAUUUCAAGCGAAGCACAACAUUCGACUGCGAGAUCAGCCGGAGAAGGCAGCUCCCAAGUAA